UACAUCCUCUCCUCUCUCUCUCUCUCUCUCUCUGCGCGGGAUCUCCAUCAUCUCCAUGGCCCGCCCUAAACCCGCUCUGAAACCCUAAUCCCCGCUUUUCCGGCCACCGCAAAACCGGCAAUGGCGUCCCCUGUCUUCCUUCUCGUCCUUCUCUUCCUCUCCUUCUCGCGCACUGCAAAACCAGACCUGGAAUCGGACAAAACCGCGCUCCUCGCCUUCCGCUCUGCCGUCGGCAGAAAUCUUCCAUGGUCCGCAUCUCAAUCUCCUUGCCUCUGGCAAGGGAUUCAGUGCUCCUCCAACCGCGUUACCGCCGUACGCCUCCCUGGCGUUGGCCUCAUGGGCCCCAUCCCUCCCUCCACCGUCGGAAACCUGACCCAGCUCCGCACUCUCAGCCUCCGCUUCAACGCGUUGAACGGCCAGCUCCCCUCCGACCUCUCCCUCUGCGUCAACCUCCGUAACCUCUACCUGCAAGGGAAUUUCUUCUCCGGCCAGAUCCCACCGUCCAUCCUCCUCCUAAAGAAUCUCAUCCGUUUGAACCUCGCCCAUAACAAUUUCUCCGGCGGGAUCUCGCCGAGUUUCAACAACCUGACCCGGCUCGGCACGUUGUACCUUGAGGGCAACCAACUCGACGGUCCGAUCCCCGAUUUGAAUCUGCAGAACCUACAGCAAUUCAACGUGUCGGGUAAUCGGUUGAGUGGGCCGGUGCCGUCGGGUCUUCGGAAGAUGCCUGCCAAUGCGUUUGCGGGGAAUUCGCUCUGCGGUGGUCCGCUGGCCGCCUGCCCAGGUGCUGAAACCCCUUCGCAGCCACCAAGCUCAUUGCCGUUGUCGAAGCUGCCGAAGACGAAGAAGAAAAAGAAGCUUUCCGGAGGCGCAAUUGCAGGAAUUGCUGUCGGAUCGGUGUUGGGUUUUCUUCUAAUUAUCGUAAUUCUGUGCGUUUUCUGCCGGAAGAAGAGCCCCAAGAAGACGAGGUCGGUCGACAUUGCAACGGUGAAGCCGCCGAUGGCGGAAUUGGAGAUUCCUCCGGAGAAGACAGGGGCGGGAGAUGGUGACAGCAGCAGUUUUUCGGCUGCGGCUGCUGUGCCGAAAGGCAGCAGCGGGGAGGUGUCGGGGAGUAAUGCGAAGAAGCUGGUGUUUUUCGGGAAUGUUGGUGGGCGGGUCUUUGAUUUGGAGGAUUUGCUGAGAGCUUCUGCUGAAGUUUUGGGGAAGGGGACAUUUGGGACGGCGUAUAAGGCAGUGCUGGAGGUUGGGACUAUUGUGGCUGUGAAAAGAUUGAAGGACGUGGGGAUCCCAGAGAGGGAAUUCAGGGAUAAGAUUGAGGCUGUUGGAUCGAUGGACCAUCAGAAUUUGGUGCCGUUGAAAGCGUAUUACUUCAGUAAAGAUGAGAAGCUGCUGGUGUAUGAUUACAUGCCCAUGGGGAGUCUCUCUGCUCUCUUGCAUGGCAAUAGAGGUGCAGGAAGGACACCAUUGAACUGGGAGACCCGGACCCGCAUUGCCCUCGAGGCUGCCCGUGGCAUCGAAUACCUCCACAGUCGAGGCCCUGCCGUCUCCCAUGGCAACAUCAAGUCCUCCAAUGUCCUCCUCACCAAAUCCUACGGUGCCCGCGUCUCUGAUUUCGGCCUGGCACACCUUGGGGGCUCCAGUGCCACCCCCAACCGUGUUGGGGGCUACCGUGCACCGGAGGUGACGGAUGCCCGCAAAGUCUCCCAGAAGGCCGACGUCUACAGCUUUGGCGUACUGCUUCUAGAGCUGUUGACUGGGAAGGCCCCGUCCCAUGCAGUCUUGAAUGAGGAGGGGGUGGACCUUCCAAGGUGGGUCCAGUCGGUGGUCCGGGAAGAGUGGACUGCUGAGGUGUUCGACCUUGAGCUUCUGAGGUAUCAGAGUGUUGAAGAGGAUAUGGUGCAGCUGCUGCAGCUUGCGAUUGACUGCGCGGCACAGUAUCCUGAUAACCGCCCUUCAAUGUCAGAGGUCUCAAGGCGGAUCGAAGAGCUUUGCCGCUCGAGCCUACCUCAGGAUCAUGACGGAAACCAACAUUCUAUCGACGAUGAUGGGUCAUCUCGCAGGACCAAUCCGGUAGAUGGGUCUGGCCCGCCACCGCCAAGCUCCUUGCUUUUUGAUUGAAGGAUGGACAAUUUCACCAUUUUUAGUGAUUUGGUUUGUGAUGGUUUGUUGUGGAAGCAGGGUUUAAUAGGGCUUUUCUUUCAUUAAGCAACUGUGUAUUUUUUCUUUCUUUCUUUCUUUUUCUUUUCUUUUCUUUUCUAAUUUGGGGAGCUACUAUUUAUGCCACCUUUGUUGAUUCAUACAGUCCAUUGCUUCUACUUUUUGUGUCACAAUAGUACUAGGAUGUACAACUUCAUACUAUUGUAUUACCAAAAGUAGGAAAGAAUGGUGUAUCUAUCAAAAUGGUGGGUGUAAGUAUCAAUUCCCUUUUCCCUUUAUAGAGUUUUUCUUUCAGGUUUUGGAGGGGGGUGGCCGGUGUUUGUUUUGGAUGAACAGUGUAAUGUUUUUGGGUGUUGGGGAGUGUUUGAUGGUGGUUUGGUUGUUGUGAUUA
Molecule: messenger RNA, 2548 nt
Organism: Magnolia sinica
Lineage: Eukaryota; Viridiplantae; Streptophyta; Magnoliopsida; Magnoliales; Magnoliaceae
Product: probable inactive receptor kinase At1g48480
Exons: 2
Coding region: 121-2118 (665 amino acids)
Biological process (GO): protein phosphorylation
Molecular function (GO): protein kinase activity; ATP binding; protein binding
Source: RefSeq, a predicted model, not a curated record